CGCAUUUAACAAGUCACGUAUGACACAAUCGGAAGUAGAUUGGCGUCACGGAAGACGAACGAUAGGGAUUUUCCGGGUUUCCUGGUUAUAGUGCCAACACGUGAAUAUAUAUUCAUCAUUCUCAUCUUUCCUUAUGAUGUGUACUACAACGUAAAUCGAUGGAUGUGUGUGUUUACCUAUUUAUCAAUUGAAAUAAAAAUCUAUAUUUAAAGGAGAGCUUCAAGUACUCGGAAGAGAUGAAGAAGAAAAGCAUACAAACUUUCCUGAUAUUUUUUCCUAUAUUAUCAAAGUUAACACAAGUCGUGAUAUGCGAGGGAGAAUUGACUCUGAAUUCUACAGAAAGUUCAGCGUCUGAAGUUUAUAAUUACACAGAAAAGAAUGCAGAAGAAUACGGAAAUUAUAGUGAGCAGUUUCUGUCGUGUCUGAAAACAUUAAUCGAACUGGAACAUUUUCAAAUACUAGAAAAUGAAACUGUGUACAUCCCGAAUUAUUCAUUUCUUUCUCAUCGAGGACUUUACUCGCCAGAAAAUUAUUAUCUAACUGAGAAUGGCGUAUACGUGUGUUUUCCAGAGAUUUUCAUCAAAGAACAUAAAGAAGAUUGUUACAUGCAAGAAAUUUUACAAAUUACCACUGUUGUUGGUCUCUCGUUGUCUGUCGUUUGUUUAUUAUUGCACGUUAUAGCAUAUCUUUUAGUACCAGAAAUGAGGAAUUUACCGGGUAAAAAUAUAGUAUCGCUUGCCCUCUCUAUGCUCGUAGCUAAUUUAAUUUUCAUGAUUGGAAGGAUAAAAUUCACAUCCACUUGGACAUGCUACCCUCUGGGAUUAGCCAGUUAUUAUUUUAUGAUGACGCCUUUCUUCUGGAUUAAUGCAAUAUCAUUCAAUGUGUUUCGUUCCUUCAGACAAGCUACAACUAAACUGCGGUUGACGUCGAAACACGCGGAACUCAAGAAGUUUUUCUUCUAUUCCUUAUAUUCCUGGGGAAUGCCGGCAUUGUUCUUGAUCGUAGUGAUCACAGGAGAAGAAAGUGCAAUAUUCCCCGAAGAUUUAAAACCGGGAUUUAAGUCACGUUUACGAAUAUGUUGGUUUACUCGACUAUGGUCCAUGGUUGUCUUCUUUGCAAUUCCCAUAGGUCUUCUAAUAUUUAUAAAUAUUUUAUUCUUCGUAUUCAGUGCCCAUAUCAUAUUCUCAAGCUCCAUGAAACUCGAUAACCAAAACAACGGAAAAAAGAAAAAGUUCGUUUUGUACGUAAAACUUGCAAUUAUAAUGGGUGUAGGAUGGAUUUUUGGACUGCUCACGUAUUUUAUAUCCUCGGUGGUAAUCCAAUUCAUUAUGAUUACGGUGGUGACGCUUCAGGGUGCUUUUAUUUUUGUGGCAUUCACUAGAUUUAGUAAAACCAAAACGAUUUUACUUCAUCGGUACCGUCGAUUCAGAAAGUCCAUGGCUUCGUUAUCCACGUUUCGUAGUGAAGAACGUAGAUCCAGUUCUAAUAAAUCCACUGUAACCACCACCAAUUCCAAUUCGUCUUGCAAGAUAAGAUAUUAAUUAAGUAAAUGAAAUUAUUACAAAAGGCGGUAAUAUUAAAAAAAUUGAAUUUUUGAGGAGUCACGUAUUAAAGAUUUUC
Messenger RNA from Centruroides sculpturatus (bark scorpion), 1620 nucleotides. RefSeq names its product G-protein coupled receptor Mth2-like. The record is from RefSeq and is a predicted model, not a curated record. Gene Ontology annotation, molecular function: G protein-coupled receptor activity. Gene Ontology annotation, cellular component: membrane. Gene Ontology annotation, biological process: cell surface receptor signaling pathway; G protein-coupled receptor signaling pathway. Bases 237 to 1541 code for a protein of 434 amino acids. Lineage: Eukaryota; Metazoa; Arthropoda; Arachnida; Scorpiones; Buthidae. The transcript is spliced from 2 exons.